AUGGAGCGGCGGUGCAAGAACCGGAAGCCGGCGGCGGCGUCGGAGGAGCCGGGGUGUGUCGUCCAUGACGUCCCGGACGAUCUGCUCAGGCUGAUCCUCCUCCGCCUCGACUCCCCGCUCUGGCUCUUCCGCGCGGCGUGCGCCUGCAAACGGUGGCGCCGCAUCGUCGACGGCGGCGACGGCGGCCGCGCCUUCCUCCGCCUCGCCAGAUCGCUCCACCCUCCCGUCGUCGUCAGACACGACCACACCUAUCACGUUGGCGGUCACCGGUUCGUGCCCACGUCGUCGCCGACGACGCUGCCCAUCCUCCCGUCCCUCAACGACUUCUCCACCUGGGAACUCUUACAGCGCCACCACACCAUCGUCGGUGAUGACUGGCGACACUGGCAUGUCGCCGACUGCCACGGUGGCCUCGUCCUCCUUCGCAAGGGGUUCGACGUCGUGUCAGACCUUGUCGUCUGCGACCUGCUGUCACGCCGAUGCCGGGAUAUCCACCUUCCGCCACACCUGCACAUAUCGCGCCCACCAAUGGGCAGCGACUUGCCACGCCUCUUUCUGCUCGACAGCGGCGACGACGACGACGACGGCGGCAACAUCUCCAUAUCGAAUUUCAGGGUGUUGUACUGCUCCGACUACUACUACCACCAUGACAAUCUCUCCAGAGUCUACGUCUUCUCCACAGCUGACGCCGGAGGCGGCUGGCGUUUGGUGAGGCAGUCGACGGAAGCAGUCGACGACGACGACGACGACGACCUCUUCGAAAGCUACAUGGGGCAAGUCAUCGGCCGUAUCGACAGAUGUCUCUAUCUCGCCACGACGGAGGGCAGCGUCAGAGUCCUUGACAAUGCCGGCGCGUUGGAGUUCUCCGAGGUCGAUCUGCCGAUCCGUGUGAGGAAAUCAGGUUCAGACAAUGAGUACUCGACGUUCGCCGUCGUCCAUGGCGGCAGCCCUGAACCCACCGCCUCGCCGGCAACUGCGUUCAUUGUCCAUGUGUGCCGCAAGGACCUGGAACUGUUCCGCCAGAUCCCCAGCAGCGGCGAGUGGGUGCUCGAGCACAGCAUCCCCCGGUUGUCAGAGGCCACACGUGGGCUGCAAGGCCACCCGGAGCCCUCUCGGUGGAGGGAGGUGGACGUCGUCGCCGGCGGCACUAGAUUGGCCGUGUUGGAAGUAUCCUUAACAUGGAGACGACGUGGAGAUAAGAGGAGUUGGUCCUUCUCCCUCGACGUGAACACGAUGCAGCUGCAGGCGAUGCCUGUUGUGGAGCCGAAAAUCUACACGCUGCCAUGGCCUCAGUCCUUGCAUUGACUGUGCCCUAGCUAGCCAGCUUUUGCCAAAUUUACAGGCUUACAUCAAACAUUAUUGAUUUACUUAUCUAUGAAUGGCACAGCAAUAUAUGUUUGCUAUGUUAAUUUUAAUUAGCAACAAAAGAUGGACAAAUGUGAUCAAAUUUCAUGUUUCCUUC
This is a messenger RNA of Sorghum bicolor (sorghum), 1462 nucleotides long. RefSeq lists its product as uncharacterized. The coding region runs from base 1 to 1305 and encodes 434 amino acids. The transcript has a single exon. NCBI's taxonomy places the organism in Eukaryota, Viridiplantae, Streptophyta, Magnoliopsida, Poales, Poaceae. The record is from RefSeq and is a predicted model, not a curated record. Gene Ontology annotation, molecular function: protein binding.